Messenger RNA from Betta splendens (Siamese fighting fish), 1873 nucleotides. RefSeq names its product lysosomal thioesterase PPT2-like. Gene Ontology annotation, cellular component: lysosome. The transcript is spliced from 8 exons. Bases 238 to 1110 code for a protein of 290 amino acids. The record is from RefSeq and is a predicted model, not a curated record. NCBI's taxonomy places the organism in Eukaryota, Metazoa, Chordata, Actinopteri, Anabantiformes, Osphronemidae. Gene Ontology annotation, molecular function: thiolester hydrolase activity.
UCAGCAACUCUGAUCAGGGCUGGAUUAACUGGUUUCUGCGUGUUCUCCUGCUUCAGUACGUGCCCCCCGAGGGAAACUGAUGUUAACUUAUAUAAAAAACACAAACGAAACAGCAACAACAGCAGCGACGACGAGGAAGCGGGCGCAGAAGUGGAAGGAGGCCCUCGUGUGUUUUUGACUAGAACCCAUCGAUCCUCCCCAGCGCUCGGCUGCAGGUCUCACCUGUGAGCGCAUCGCAUGGAGACUCCGCGCAUCCGAGCGUCACCUCUGCUGCUGCCGCUGCUGCUGCUGGCGGAGCUUUGCGUCGGUUACAGACCUGUCGUCAUCGUCCACGGCAUUUUUGAUGGACCGAAGCAGUUCGAAACGCUCAGUUCGUUCAUAACCAAGGCGCAUCCGGGCACCGUGGUGAAAGUGAUUGAUUUGUACGACUACAUGGCGAGCGUCAAGCCCCUGUGGAGGCAGGUCCGCGGCUUCAGAAAGGCCAUCAGACCCAUCAUCCAACAGGCUCCACAGGGGGUCCAUCUUCUGUGCUUUUCACAAGGCGGUCUAAUCUGCCGAGCACUUCUCUCCAAGAUUCCAAACCACAACGUGAACACGUUCAUCUCGCUGUCAUCGCCUCUGGCUGGACAGUACGGAGACACAGACUACUUAAACUGGAUUUUCCCUGACACAAUGAAGAAGAUAGUGUUUGAGUUCUGCUACAGAUGUCGAAGCAAAGUGUCUGUUUGUGACUACUGGAACGACCCUCACCACAGGACGCUGUACCUGCACAGCAACAGGUUCCUGCCAGUGCUUAAUGGUGAAACCCCUCACAGGCACAUGGAAGAAUGGAGGGAGAACUUUCUGCGCAUCAAGAAGCUGGUGCUGAUCGGGGGACCGGACGACGGCGUCAUCACACCGUGGCAGUCCAGCUACUUUGGAUUUUAUGACAGCAACGAACAAGUGGUAGAGAUGAAGAACCAGGAGUUUUACAGGAGGGACACGUUCGGGCUGAAGGAGCUGGACGCUCGCGGCGCCGUGUCCGUGUGCGUCCAGGCCGGAGUCAAGCACACGCACUGGCACUCAAACCACACGGUGUUCGUCAACUGCAUGGAGAAGUGGCUCACGUGAGGCAGCAGGAGUCAGAGGGCAAAGACGAGCAUCACUCAUGUACUCACACAGUUGGAUGUUUUAUGUUUCUUUUCACUGACGUCUGGUCUAAAGUUUAAAUCAUCUAAAUCGAGCCGCUACAAGGUGUGGGACGUGAACAUGUUAUUUGUCAAACAUUCUCCCAGUUUCCUUUGAUGAAAAUUAAUGAUAUUUUCACUGUAAAGCAGAUUGAUCUUUUCAAAGUUUGUACAAAGUUGAGAUCUUUUCUUUGAAUAUUGGGAAUAAACCUGCUGAGCGAGCAGAUUUUGUCACAUCACGUAACCACAGACAAGAAACGCUGGUCCAGUAGGUUUAAUUACUAGAUCGUUAUGUGACAUAAAGAAUCUCAGUGAGUUCAAACAACAGUUCUUUAAAUCCCGGGAGUUUGACUGUUUCACUGGGGUGGGGUUACACGUUUUUUAUUUGUAUUUGUGUUUUAUAAUCCGAGUAUUUUUUUUAUAUUAAUGAAACUUCUCCUUGUUUUGCUGAUUGAUGACUUCGGUGCGAAAGGCUCCUUGGUAUUUUCCUUUUGUUUAACAUCAGCGGGUUUUUCUUGGCGACAGUACAUUAAAAUGCCUGCAUCAGCGACCUGUACAAAUACUGCCCUCUAGCGGAGGCCCGCGGAACGUGUACGGACGCGGUGUAACUGUGUUUUAGGAGAUUUUACACGUAUGAUGAAAUGUGAUGACGCUCUAACGUGACCAUCAGUUCUUUAUUAAACCUUUAAAGACGGUGUUUACGUUCA